GCAGGACGCACGCGGGGAAAGCUGUUUUCUUGGAUGGGUUCAAUGUCCAUCAUUUCAUCAUUUGAACUUUCUUUCUUUCUUUCUUUCUUUCUUUUUGUUUGUCUCGGACGAUAACAAUUUGAUUGACCGGUUUACACUUACUUUAUUUGAUUUGAUCACGUUGCCCAUAUUAUUGAUCUGCCACUCCGAUCUUGAAGAUGAGAGCUGUCCAAGUUAGCCAAUAUAUCAAGGGCCCCCUUGAUCUCCAAGUCACCACUCUUCCCACUCCCUCUCCCUCGCCAGAUAAAUACCUGAUCGAAAUUCACUCGGCUGGCACCAAUUUCUUCGACCUCCUUCAGAUCCAAGGCAAAUAUCAACACCAACCACCCUUACCUUGGGUUGGAGGAGCCGAGUUCGCAGGAACCAUUCUCGCCGUCCCAACCGCAGCCAAGCAAGGUCUCCGCUUCAAAGUCGGUGAUCGCGUCUUUGGUGCCACGCAGGGCGCGUAUGCAACUCACAUUCUGGCCCCGGAGAACUCCCUUCUCCCUAUCCCACACGGGUGGAGUUUUGAAGAUGCGGCCGGGUUGUUCGUGACGGCGCCCACUUCAUACGGGGGUCUGGUGCACCGGGCCAAUGUGCAACCCGGGGACUGGGUGCUUGUGCACGCGGCUGCUGGAGGGGUGGGGUUGGCCGCGGUGCAGAUUGCCAAGGCCAAGGGGGCGACUGUGAUUGCGACAGCAGGCACGGAGAGGAAGAGACAGGUUGCGCGGGACUUCGGAGCAGACCAUGUCAUUGACUACCGGGGGAAGAAUUGGCCCGAGGAGGUGAAGCGGUUGUGUGCCACGCACCGGACGGGGAAUAGCAAGGCCGGCGUGGACAUUGUGUAUGACUCCGUUGGGAUGAUCGAGGCGAGUCUCAAGUGUGUGGCGUGGAAUGCGCGAUUGUUGGUGAUUGGGUUUGCAGCGGGCAAGAUUGAAAAGGUCGCGCUGAACCGGGUGCUGUUGAAGAAUGUCAGCAUCGUCGGCUUGCAUUGGGGUCAGUAUGCCAAGUUUGAAGAGGAGACGGUUGGCACCGUGUGGCAGGGCAUCUUUGAUAUGGUGGCCCAGGGUAAGUUCAAGGGGACAGCAUUUAGAGAUGAGAGCUUCAUUGGGUUGGAGAGCGUGCCCAAGGCGUUGCAGGCGCUUGGAGGAAGAGAGACCUGGGGCAAGGUGGUGGUCAAGAUCAUCGAUGAUGAAGCUGGAAAGAGCAAGCUAUAAUCUUGCAGUGAUAGUGCAGAGUAGACUAGAGUAUUCAUAUUCAAAUAUCUAAUUUAUCAUUGACCGAAUGUAGAAUGUAGGUGCGCAAGGAGUCAUGCUCUCGUAGGAAGUGUCAAAAACGCAAGCAAACAUGAACUAUGAAGGCCCUGUUAUUUACUCUAGCAACAUCUCAAGAUAUAAAUCGAAGAGAAACGAAUUCCCGUUCAAUAAUCCAAUCCAGCUCCAAUCAGCCACAGCCACAAGACGUGGCAUGCGAUGACUGUCCUUCAAAAAAUGAAGGGUCCGUUGUUGAUGU
Molecule: messenger RNA, 1530 nt
Organism: Aspergillus wentii DTO 134E9
Lineage: Eukaryota; Fungi; Ascomycota; Eurotiomycetes; Eurotiales; Aspergillaceae
Product: NADPH:quinone oxidoreductase family protein
Exons: 2
Coding region: 198-1235 (345 amino acids)
Cellular component (GO): mitochondrion
Molecular function (GO): zinc ion binding; oxidoreductase activity
Source: RefSeq, a predicted model, not a curated record